Coccidioides posadasii C735 delta SOWgp is the source of this 1167-nucleotide messenger RNA. RefSeq lists its product as uncharacterized. NCBI's taxonomy places the organism in Eukaryota, Fungi, Ascomycota, Eurotiomycetes, Onygenales, Onygenaceae. The record is from RefSeq and is a predicted model, not a curated record.
AUGGUCGAUACACGGUGUAGCCGGCUUUCUGCCUCAGAGCCGCAAAUUGACUUUUGCACCCUUGGGAUGUUUAUAAUUGAUGAAAUCGAGUUCGAAGCCCCAGCACCGCCAGUGAAAGAUAUUAUUGGCGGGGCCGGGGCAUAUGCAGCUCUGGGGGCCCGUCUUGUUGCCGGAAAAGAAUAUUCAAACUCUGUAGGCUGGAUUGUUGACUGCGGCUCUGACUUCCCGGAAGCCAUUAAAGAGACAUUAUUAACGUGGGAUACGCAUUGUAUAUUUCGGGAAGACCCAAAUCGUCUCUCUACAAGGGGCUGGAAUGGGUAUGGUCCCAACGAGAAAAGAUACUUUAAGUAUUUGACGCCCAAGUUACGUCUGGAUCAAAAUUCGCUCACAAGGUCUUUGUUGAUGUCAAACACAUUUCACAUGGUUUGCUCUCCACUACGUUGCUGUGAACUCGUCCAAGGCAUCUUGGAAAGAAGGGCCGACGUCCUGAGAAGGCUUGACUUCAAGUCUUCUAGAACCAUUGCUAGACCUAUUUUCGUCUGGGAACCCGUCCCCGAUAGGUGUUGUGAAGAGGAACUGCAAAACCUUUACAAAGCUAUUCGUUAUGUUGAUGUGGUCAGCCCCAAUGAGAACGAACUAGCUCGAUUCUUUGGUAAGACAACAUGGGAAAACCGAAAUGGUGAAGAUAGAGAAAUGGCGGAGGCAAUUGUUCGAAUGGGCAUCGGCCCGUCAGGCGACGGAACGCUUGUUAUUAGGGCUGGAAAAGAUGGCUGUUACACUUUUUCUCGACACGGGGUGUUGCAUUUGCCCGCGUUUAAAUUUGUGGAUGUAGUGGACCCAACUGGCGCAGGAAACACAUUCUUAGGGGCACUGGCACAGGGCCUCAUGAGCCACGGUCGUACACCCUUCAACAUCAUACAUGAGAUGCUUGGUGGUUCAAAAGCGUGGCAGGACAUACAAAACAAAUGGGGUGAUGAAGGAAAGCUUCCUGCUGCAUUGAUCUGUGCUAUUGUGGCAGCUAGUUUUGCCAUCGAACAGAUAGGCAUGCCCAAAAUCUCAUUGCCAGCCGAUGGACUCGAAUAUUGGAAUGGGUCACAUUAUACAGACCGUCUUCUCCUGUACAAGGAACAAUUUAUGGACAUGUAUGAUACAGUUUCAGAAAGAUAG